UUCAACUACCCUGACGAAUCUCCAGAACAAUUGAUACAGAGUCUGAAAUCGGAAGGAAAGCUCGGCUGCUUUCUCCGUCGAGACCAAAUGUCAAAGAAGCCAGUGUACGUAGAACUCGACGUUCAAAAAUUCUGGAACAGCGUCAACGACACCCUCACCGCAGUGAUUUCCCGCGCUCUUAACUUGAGCCCCGAAUUCCAAAAACUCGACCAUAUUAAGCAACAAGCCACCUACUUCGCCACUGAAAUCACAAAGGGAGUCUGCGUUCUUACUUAUCUCAAGCUAAGAGCUGUUAAUUUCUCUCUCGACUUCGGCCUAGGCGCUUCUAGAUUCUUCAAGAAGCCGAUGGUUCAUUCCCCCUUUGAGGUCCCACAACCAUUUGGGGUUGCUAUCUCUGGACUAGGGUUUGUACGAAUCACCAGUCUGCCGUUUGAGCAGAUCAUAUGCCCCACUCUUUCGGAGGUUAACGCCACCGGGCUUUGCUUGCCGUCGGAUCAAAGCUGGUCGUUUCAUAGAUAUUCUCAAGCUGUGGAAUUUGCAAAAGGGAUUGGUCUUAAGUUUUCGACUGUUGAUUUGUCUGUGAACUUAGGUUCGAGCUGGUGGCUGUACCGGCCGGUUGUGGAUGGAGGCAUCUUUCGACUGCAGUGUAUCCUACCUCCAGAUAACUACAGUAAAGAGAGUGCGGUGGUGAGAACUUUGUUUAUGAGUUCGAGUGUGGAUAAUAUUGCCGGACACGAGAUCUUUGAUCUGUCUAGUGUUGAGAACCAUGACUAUGGUUCUAUGCUUCGAAAUCCACACGAAGGCAUCAACGUUUCCACUUAUCUUGCAUUUGAAGAAGUUGCUGAGAAUUGAGGGUUAAUAAUUGAGACUUCUGGAUCAAACUUGUUGUGUUUUUUCGGAUUCAUUUCGUGCAGUUUUCUAAAUGUACGUUGUGCAUGGUUUAUAAAUAUUGAUGAAAUGAAUUGCUAUGGUCACUCGAU
Molecule: messenger RNA, 980 nt
Organism: Rosa rugosa (rugosa rose)
Lineage: Eukaryota; Viridiplantae; Streptophyta; Magnoliopsida; Rosales; Rosaceae
Exons: 1
Coding region: 88-852 (254 amino acids)
Source: RefSeq, a predicted model, not a curated record